Messenger RNA from Cucurbita maxima (winter squash), 3100 nucleotides. RefSeq names its product F-box protein SKIP14-like. NCBI's taxonomy places the organism in Eukaryota, Viridiplantae, Streptophyta, Magnoliopsida, Cucurbitales, Cucurbitaceae. Gene Ontology annotation, cellular component: cytoplasm. The transcript has 2 exons. Bases 673 to 2727 code for a protein of 684 amino acids. The record is from RefSeq and is a predicted model, not a curated record. Gene Ontology annotation, molecular function: protein binding.
UAAACUUCCUUUUCUCCUCUCCUUCUCCGUCUCACAAUCCCCUCUGCUCUCUCUCUCUCUAGAAACUCGAAUCUACAUCUUCUCUCUCUCUGGUAGAAUUCUCCCUUGCGACAGCCGAAUCUGUUUGCAGUAUUCCAAUUCAGUAAGCUACGUUUGUGGGGCAUUCGAUUCCGCCAAAUUCUUCCUUUCGUCAUUGCAUUUCUUUCUCUCUAACUUAGGGUUUUCUCGUUUUUGUCUGGUAAUUUCCUAUCUCCGCUUUUCGGAUUCCAUUGUGUUCUUAUCGUUGUUCGUUCGUUUUCCUUUGCAACCGUAGUUUCGUCUUGUUGAUCUGAAGAAAAAAAAAAAAAAAAGGGAUAAAUUAUCGUAGUCUGUGAUUGUUCUUUCUGGGUAUAUUUGGUGCGGCUAAUUCCUUAUUGUUUCCCCUUUGUUCACCCACCUGUGCUUCAAUCUGGGUUUACCUUCUUAUCGAGAAACUCCGUGAAAUUUUGGUGUGCUGUGUUUUUGUUUGCUAUCCGAAAUUGAGAGUUCUUUUUCGAUUCUUUUAUGUUGGAUCUCUUCUACUAGUUCCUUUUUUCUCUCUCUUUUGUCAUUUUCUUCCUUAUGUUCUCUUCUACCUUCUUUCCCUUGGCGCCUGAAGACAAUAGAAAAAUCUUGGGUUAGGGUCUACCUGUAAUGGCCUUGAAUUUUUCACAUCGACCGAUCUUUCCCGCACAUCUUUCGGAGGACAAUUUGGUUUCUUCGAUGAGCAUUUCAAGUGGUUUUGUCGUCGAUGGUGUUCCCGAGAGGAAUUCUGACGUUUAUGGGACGUCCUGGUUGAUUACCCGGGAGCUCGUGGAUUGCCUUGAUUUUUUAGAGGACACCUGCAAAGGGGGUGGGCGAGAUUGUGUCCCGGGGGAUAUUCUGGAUCUCUUGCCUUCAGAUCCAUUUGGUAUGGAUAUAAGUACCACUUUUACAGCAAUCACAGGCUGGCUUGACGAUCUGAACGUAGACUAUGGUGGUGGAUAUGGAGGAGAUGAGAGAGUCCCAGUUGAUGGGAGUAGUCGGCUUUUUGCUGAAUUGAACUACCUUUGGAACAAUGCUUUUAGGUUCCAGGCGUCUCCCUUUGGAAACGAAGGAAUUCCUCAUAGUUCGAGUGAGCUGAGGGCAUUCGGUGUGUGGUCAGAUGAGAGAGAAGCAGGUGGUGUAUCCUGUCAUUCUGAGCCUAAGUCACCAUAUGGUGAAGAUACAAUUCAGAUUCUUGGUACUGAACCUGAAAUUUCUGGGGAUGGAUUCGGUGCGUGGUCUGAUGGGAUAAAAGCAGAUGGUUUAUCCUGCCUUACUGAUCCUCAAUCCCCUUAUGUUGUGGAUACAACAAUUCGCACUCUUGGUAUUGAACCUGAAAUUUCUGGAGGCGGAUUCAGUGCGUGGUCUGAUGGAAGAAAAGGAGGUAGUUUAUACUUCCAUAUUGAUCCUCAAUCAUCAUAUGUUGUGGAUACAAUUAAAACUCUUGGCAUUGAGCCUGAAAUUUCUGGAGGGGGAUUCGGUGCAUGGUCUGAUGGAAGAAAAGCAGGUUGUUUAUCCUUCCAUACUGAUCCUCAAUCGUCAUAUGUUGUGGAUACAAUUCAGACUUUUGGUACUGAACCUGAAAUUUCUGGAGGGGGAUUCUGUGUGUGGUCUGAUGGGAGAAAAGCAGGUGGUUUAUCCUGCCAGACUGAUCCUCAGUUAUCAUACAUAGUGGAUACAAUUCAGACUCUUUGUAUUGAACCUGAAAUUGCUAAGGGAAUAUUCGUUGCAUGGCCUGAUGGGAGAAAAGCCGGUGGUCUAUCCUGCCAUCCUUAUCCUGAAUCACCAUCAUAUGUUGUGGAUAUAAGUCUGCCUCUUGGAAUUGAACUUGAAACUUCUGGGGUGCAAUCUGUAGUUCGUGAUGAGGGAAGUCAUGUCUCUAUUGAUGCAGGUGGGUCUCCUCAUGCAGCUUUAAAUUUUGUGCUUGGUUAUCUGGGCACGCGGGAACUUCUUAUUGUUGAAUCAGUUUGCAAGUCACUGCAGUCAGCUGCAGAAGGAGACCCUUUCUUUUGGAGAAACAUUAACAUAUGUGGAAAGCUGGAUGUGAAGAUUACAGACGAUGUUCUCUUAAAGCUGACUAGCAAGGCUCAAGGUGGUUUGGAAAGUUUGAGCCUCGUGAACUGCGUAAUGAUAAGUGAUGAUGGUCUCAACCAGGUUCUUCUCAAUAAUGCUAAGGUCACAAAGUUAUGUGUUCCAGGAUGCACAAGACUCACCAUUGGAGGCAUUGUUAAUAAUUUGAAGGCCUUCAAGUCAAAAGGUAGUCCGGGAAUGAAACAUUUAAGUAUAGCUGGAAUGUAUGGAGUAACAGAAGCUCAUUUUAAAGAGCUGGAGAAGCUGUUAUUAGGUACUGACAACUUGACCCAACUAAAUACUCACGAGCCUCGAUUUUAUCGAGGUGGAACUCAUCUUCCUUCAUGCAAUGAUGGGCGUGCCAUUGACAUAGAAAGAUGCCCAAAAUGCACGAACAUGAGGAUCGUUUAUGACUGCCCGGUGGUUGGCUGUAAGGGAAUAAAGGAAGGUGACACAAACCCUGAUGCCAACACUCAGAAAUGCCGGGGAUGCACCCUUUGCAUAGCUCGGUGCGACUGGUGUGGACGUUGCAUUGACGAGACAGUACAUGAGGAGACAUUUUCUCUGGACUUGCGUUGCAUUGAUUGUGGGAAGGAGAUAUUGAAAUGUGAAUAAGAGGGUGGGAGAACUGGGUUCUUCCAUCCUUGAUGAAGAGACUUGCAGCUUCUUGAUUCUUGGUUAAGUAUUAUUAUCUGCAUAUAUAAGUCAAUUUUUUCAGAUUGGUUCUGGCGAGAAAUCCAGAGCAGCCAAUGAUCGGAGAAUUGACUGGCAUUGUCAAAUCCAAAUGUUGAAUUUUUUAGACUUUUGAACGACUCCGAAGAAAAAAAGAAAAAAAAAGAGAAAAAGCUGAAAGUAUACGACAUAGUGUGAUGAAAUGGGUGCGCUAUGGUUCUGGAAAUAACUUCCGAUUAUUGUAUUGGUGUACGAGUCUUACGUAUAAUCAUAUGUUGAUGAAUAAUGCUUUUAGGAACUGGUGUUUCAGAGUUAA